UCUCAAUUAAAAGGUGGAUCAUUGAUUAGUCCAUAAAGCAUCAUGAUUAAGAAGCUAAGCAAUAUGGAUUACAACCAGAAACGGGAGAGAUGUGGGCAAUACAUAGAAGCCCUCGAAGAAGAACGUCGCAAGAUUCAUGUCUUCCAACGUGAACUUCCUCUUUGCUUAGACCUUGUAACUCAAGCGAUCGAGGCAUGUAAAAGAGAGAUACCAGAGACCACCAUAGAGAAUGUGUACGGACAACCCGAGUGCUCGGAGCAGACAACCGGAGAAUGUGGGCCCGUUUUGGAGCAGUUUCUAAUCAUUAAAGACUCAUCCACCUCCAACGAAGAAGAAGAAGAUGAAGAGUUCGACGAUGAGCACGGAAACCACGAUCCCGACAAAGAAUCCGAGGACAAGAACAUGAAAUCUGAUUGGCUUAAGUCUGUUCAACUCUGGAACCAACCCGAUCCUCUUCUUCCAAAAGAGGAAUGCUUGCAACAGGAGAUGACGGAGGCAGUGGUGAAGAGAGAUGAGAGUGUGAGAAAAGAUCCGAUGGAAGACGGUGGCGAAAGAAGGAAGAGAGAGGCGGAGAUAGACGGAGGAGGAAGAAAGCAAAGAAGGUGUUGGUCGUCGCAGUUGCAUAGACGCUUCUUGAACGCUCUUCAACACUUAGGUGGACCUCAUGUAGCUACGCCAAAGCAAAUCAGGGAGUUGAUGAAGGUUGAUGGAUUAACCAAUGAUGAAGUUAAAAGUCAUUUACAGAAAUAUAGACUUCAUACAAGAAGGCCAAGCCAAACAGUCCCUAACAACGGAAACUCUCAAACGCAACAUUUCGUAGUCGUCGGAGGUUUAUGGGUCCCACAAUCUGACUACUCUACGGGCAAGACCACCGGAGGAGCCACCACCAGCGGCACUACCACGACAACCACCACGACCGGGAUCUAUGGAGCCAUGGCCGCACCACCGCCGCCACAGUGGUCGAGCCAUCCCAAUUUUAGGCCGUCAAUUAUUGUGGAAGAAGGAUCAGGAAGUCAUAGUGAAGAGAUGGUGGUCAGGUGUAGCUCGCCAGCGAUGUCUUCUUCUACUCGUAAUCAUUAUGUCAAGAAAAAUUAACUUGUUUUUACUCGAUCUCUCUAAUGUUUUUUGGUUCAUUUUAUUAUACUAUUAUUUUGUUUUUGUUGUCUACAAGUAACUAGAAUUUGAUACUGUGAUAAAAAAAAAAAGAGUGUAUAUAUAGAGUUUUGCACCGAACCCAAUACUAUAUAUUUACUCAGUAAAAAUGCCAUUUAUAAUUUACAUCUUAUUGCUGUUUAAUUUUCAAUUUUUGAUGACAUAUAUGAAUUGAUUUUCA
Thlaspi arvense is the source of this 1333-nucleotide messenger RNA. The record is from the annotation of a GenBank genome assembly. NCBI's taxonomy places the organism in Eukaryota, Viridiplantae, Streptophyta, Magnoliopsida, Brassicales, Brassicaceae.